This is a messenger RNA of Penicillium canescens, 2076 nucleotides long. RefSeq names its product mRNA-binding ribosome biosynthesis protein NOP4. The transcript has 2 exons. The record is from RefSeq and is a predicted model, not a curated record. Lineage: Eukaryota; Fungi; Ascomycota; Eurotiomycetes; Eurotiales; Aspergillaceae. The coding region runs from base 1 to 2076 and encodes 691 amino acids. Gene Ontology annotation, molecular function: RNA binding.
AUGGUUGAAUCACACAAGAAACGCCGUCUUUCGGGCGCAGAUACCACUGAGGAUGCCGAAGUCAAAAUUGAAGACACCACAACCACCACCGACGUCCCAGCACAACCCCAAGCCAGGCGGACUCUUUUCGUCCGCUCACUACCUGCCUCGGCCACCACAGAAAGCCUCGCAGAACACUUCUCGCAGUCCUACGUGAUUAAGCAUGCCGUGGUGGUCAGCGACCCCAAGACCAAGGUCUCCAAGGGUUUCGGUUUCGUCACAUUCGCCGAUCUCGAGGAUGCAGAGAGUGCUCUGAAGGAAUUGAACGGAUCUAAGUUCGAUGGAAAGAUAAUUCGCGUCGACUACGCCGAGCCUCGUAAGCGUGAGAUUGAUGAGAAAGUUGGCCGCAGUGUUCCCACCGCUGCGUCUCUCGAAUCGAAGCACAAGCGAGAGGAGGAGAGAGGACAGGGCGCACCGCCUAAGCUGAUUGUUCGCAAUUUGCCGUGGACUAUCAAGGAGCCAGAGGAUCUCUCGGUUCUGUUCCGCAGCUUCGGAAAGGUCAAGCACGCCACUCUUCCCAAGAAGAACGGCAAGCUUGCUGGUUUUGGUUUCGUCAUUCUGCGCGGCCGGAAAAACGCCGAGAAGGCGCUUCAGAAUGUCAACGGAAAGGAGAUUGAUGGCCGUACAUUGGCUGUCGAUUGGGCUGUUGAGAAGGAUGUGUGGGAGACUACCAAGAAGGAGGACGAGGAGGAGGAACCGAAAGAGGACAAGGAGGAUGUCGAGAUGGAGGAUGCCGAUGGUCACCUGGAAGAGCCCUCAGACGAUGAGACCUCUUCUGAAGGAUCAGAUGAUGAGGAGGACAACGAUCUGGAUGAGUUGGACGAAUUGGACGAGGACGCAGAAGAGCAAGACGACAACCGCAAUAACUCUACCAUCUUCCUCCGCAACCUGCCCUUCACCGCUACAGACGAUUCUCUCUACGAACACUUCACCCAAUUCGGUCCCCUACGGUACGCACGCGUGGUCCUGGACCACGAGACCGAGCGCCCUCGAGGCACCGGAUUCGACAAGCCAAAGGCCAACACUGCCAUGAAGCACUCAGUCCUCCAAGAUGAAAACACCGACCCCAGCGGACGCUACACUCUCGAAGGCCGAGUCCUUCAAGUCGCCCGUGCCGUCAGUAAGGGCCAAGCCGCAAAGCUGGAAGAGGAGGGUGUAUCACGCCGUCUAGUUCGCGACACAGACAAGCGCCGCCUCUACCUUCUCGGCGAAGGUACAAUCCCAACCAACUCCCCGCUGUACAAGAAGCUCUCCCCCUCCGAAAUCAAGAUGCGGGAGGAAAGUUUCAAGCAGCGUGAGACCUUCAUCAAGAAGAACCCCGCCCUCCACCUCAGUCUGACCCGUCUCGCCAUCCGUAACAUCCCCCGUCACAUUAACUCCAAGGACUUGAAGCAGCUUGCCCGAGAGUCCGUCGUCAACUUCGCCAAGGACGUCAAGAAGGGCGUCCGCCAGCCCCUCUCAAGAGAGGAGCAGCAGCGCUCCCGCGAUACCAUGAAGGAACUCGAGCAACUGCGUAAGCAGAAGAAGAUGGGUAUCGUCCGCCAGGCCAAGGUCGUCUUCGAAACCCGCGAGGGUACCAAGGUCUCCGAGAAGAGCGGUGGUGGCCGCAGUCGUGGAUACGGAUUCAUCGAGUACUUCACUCACCGACACGCGCUCAUGGGUCUGCGCUGGUUAAACUGCCACGCUAUUCAAGUGCCUGCAUCCGUGCAGGACGAGGACAAGGACAAGAAGAAGCGUCUUGUUGUUGAGUUCGCCAUUGAGAACGCGCAGGUUGUCAAGCGCCGCAAUGAGCUGCAGGCUAAAUCUCGCGAACCGAAGCCCAAGAAGUCCGACGAUGCCGGCGACGAGAAAGACUCAGACAAGCACGGAAAGAAGAGGAAGCGCUCCGAGAGCCGCGGUAAAGGGAAGGACGGCAAGGGAGGAAAUGGAAAGGCUGCGGAGGACGACAAGGAUGAUGAAGAAGAGAACAAGAUCGCCAAGCGCAACCGCAUCAUCUCGAAGAAGCGCAUGCAACGCAAGACCCGCAAGGGGAAAUGA